AGCCAAAGGGAAAUUAAAUCUGAUAUCUCCGACUCUGAACUAGAAGCAAAUAAUACACAGAUUGCUCCAAAGAAAUUGCUACAAGAGAAAUUUCAUCUCGCUGAGUUCAUGACCAGACUUGGCGAUCUUGAAGACGACCAGCUCAGCUUCAAAUAAGAUUACAAAAACUGUCGAAAUGCAUAACGAUGCUAUCAUGAGAAUAAUCCAGGAGAAUGAUGGAUUAAAGAAGUUUGUACGGGAACACUUUACCAAAGCAGAAGGACUGCUUUCAAAAUAACUCAGAACAAAUGGAAGAGAAAUUUGAAUUUAUAUUCAAAUCUGAACUCAAGGAUCUUUCCACCAAGGAUUAUGUUCAAGACAGACUCUGCGACAAAGCAAAUGCAGCUGAUAUGGUCAGAUUAAAUAGAGAGUUCAGAAUGUUAGAGACUUACGUCUCCAAAUUGGAGAAGGUGGUCUUUCAAGGCUAUAAAAAGGAAGCUGAAGUCUACCUACAAGCAAAACUUGAUAAAGAAGAGUUUAAAAAGUAUCAAGAUAGUAAAAAUAAAGAAUUUAAAACCAAUUCUAAAAGUUUAAAUACUAUACACGGAGCUGUACAUAGGCUAAAUCAGCAGUUUGAUGGACUUGAUGAUGACCUUAGAUAUCUUAAAGAAAGAUUUGAGCAAGCAGAAGCAAAUAAAGAAGUUAAAGUUGUAUACCCUGAUAUCGAUGAUGAAGACACAAUAGAUUUCUCUAAAGUUGAUUAUGAUUCUAUUACCAAAGUACCUAUACCUCACAUUGCCAAAAGGAUCCUUAAACCAAUGUACAGAGAAAUAGAGAACCUGAAGCAGGACAUCACUGACAACAUCUCAAACCUCUUAAAAGAAAAGGAUGUACAGCAAAAUUUUAAACUAGAUAACCUUGCCAAGGAGUAUUUCAAAUCUCAAGCUCAAAUAAACACUUGCAUGGACAAGAUUGAUGACUUAAUAGCAGAGAAAAUAGCUGCUGAACAGCAGAGCCAAAAACUAGCUGAAAAUUUGGAGCACCUGCAUGAGAAGCUCAAAGGGCAAGAAAGGAGAUCUUUGGUUUCAAUAGAUGAGAUCCAUAAGAAAUUAUCAGAGCAUGAUAUUAACCUCCAAGGCAUCCACCAGCAAAUUGAUUAUAUCAAGAUCAGCAAAGAGAAACUCUUUGAUGAAGUUUGUAGGAAUUUGGAUGACCUCAUUUGCUCUAAGUUUUCUCUCUCAACUAAGCUAGAAAACUCAGAUUUCAAGCUUUCUCAAAUGCUGACUGAUUUAACAGAGAGGCAGACACUUCUGCAAGGGCAGAUAGAUAAUGCGAAGAAGAAUUAUGAAGUUACAAUCUCUCAUCUUCAGAAUGAAACAGAUGCAUAUAGUCAGGAACUGAAAAGAAUGCAAAUAUUCAACAGAGAAUUAGUUGAAAAGUUCAAUACUUUGGAUUCUAAUAGAAACAUUGACUGUCGAAGCUCCAUAGGUUUUAAAGAAUCCAGAAAGAACACCUUUGUUACUGAAGAUGCUUCUUCGAUGAACAAUAUACCUCGAAGCUACUCAAGGCCAAAGGCAUUUUCCAGGAUCAAAGAAAGACCUGUAAAUUCUGCUUGUCAAACCAAGAGAAGGACAAAUUCAGAUCACAAGUCACAGAAGAGACCGAUGACUACGAAUAAGUUUAAGAAGACUCAUUCUAGAAUUAAAUUCACAAGUGAGUUAAAGAACUCAGAGAGAUCUAACUCUAGAAAGUGAGGAAACAGAUCAAUUGAUAAUAAGACUUCUUUGGAAAUCCCAGUCAAUAAGAUGUUUGCUAAAUCUAAGGGUAUCUUUCAAAAGUUUGAAACUAUCCUUAUGAACCACCCUCAAAAACUAAACGAGGGGCCGAAGACUACAUCUGGGAGGCACAGAGGUAAGAAGGGUAACUCCACGAGUAAGUCAGGAACGACCUCCACUAAUUUCAUCGAAAACUUCACCAUGCACAGUAAGAAAAAUAGCCAAAUUUGUUCGGAUCUGGACCAGAACCUCCGCUCAGAGAUUCUUGAGAAGUACCGAAACAGACAGAAUCAGGACCAGAGUAAGAAAUUUAGCAACACGAUGCACAGAAUUCAGCACUUGAUUCAGAAAUAA
This is a messenger RNA of Moneuplotes crassus, 2108 nucleotides long. NCBI's taxonomy places the organism in Eukaryota, Ciliophora, Spirotrichea, Euplotida, Euplotidae. The record is from the annotation of a GenBank genome assembly.